Molecule: messenger RNA, 1709 nt
Organism: Solea solea (common sole)
Lineage: Eukaryota; Metazoa; Chordata; Actinopteri; Pleuronectiformes; Soleidae
Product: required for drug-induced death protein 1-like
Exons: 2
Coding region: 90-518 (142 amino acids)
Source: RefSeq, a predicted model, not a curated record
AUGUAAAGUUUGUUGACAACAUCCCUGACCUCCUGUGGAAACGAGUGCCUUUUUCAUUCCCUCCCUGUGAGGUGCUAUGAGGAGACGACAUGAAGACCAAAUCUCUUCCGUCAAGACUGUUUAACAGAAACUCAGGAGAAGCAUCAGGUGAGACUCCGAGUCCUGCAGCAGCAUGCAAGUAUCAGCGACAUGUGGACUGUGAGGAGAGCUGUGCCGACGGUGACGGCCGCCCAGAGGCGGGCAACAGCAGGCAGAAUGAGAAGUGCCACAGAGAAAUACACUUUGCCUUUCUGCCAGAGAGAUAUGAGCCACUGGUGGAGGAUGAGGCAAAACAAGAGAGGAAGAAGAGAAAGAAAGAAAAGUACAAAAAAGUAAAGAAGAAUGUUGGCAAAGCACUGCGCUCCAGUUGGAAGUGUCUGAUGCUUGGUCUCUACAAUUUUGCUCUUGGAUAUUCCACUCCAAUGGCCAUGGCUGCGACUUUCGUCCCUGAUUUUCACCGAGGAAGAAACGGGACCUGAGCUGAAGCGAUCGAUCAAUCACUCAAUCUCCUCCGGUUUCUGACUAAACUGUGUUGCAUGUACCAGCAUCACAUGGACACUGACCAAAGAAUUUUGAUCAUGAUUAUACAUUUGAAAUUACAUCUUUUUUUAUAUAUAUUUCAUAAGUUAUAAUCAAUUAAUAAUAAUUAGUGAAUUCAUUUUGAUAUCAAGUUAUUUCUCAGUAAAAUAGACAUUUUUAACAGCAGACAAACUCCUUUAUUUGUUUUUAUAUAAUGAUUAAUAAUUUACUAAAAGACUUGAGUGCCUUUUUACAUUUGGAAAAUGUUUCUUUUCAGGCAGCUAGCUGGUUUUUGCAUGUCUGCAGAUAGAUAAUAAAAAAAGCACUUUACUGUACUUGCAGAUGAAGUUAAUCAGGAUGGUAUUUAUUUAAAUGAUUUACAGGCAAAGCAUUGACAGGGAAAGAAGGCUGGUAGGAUGUGAACAGAGUUGGUGUGGAGCAGCUGGAGCAGUAUGAAAAAUUAGAAAUGUGUGUCAUGUUCAAUGGAGGCUGUCACUGAGCUGUGAAGUUAAUUCUAACUGUAGGCUACUGUAUAUCAGUGUUUUUGUAUGUAUAUAUUACAUUUGUGUUCAUGUAUCUGAAUGUGAGGAAUAGUAAAUCAAAAAAAACAUUUAAAUGUGUCAUAAAGUUAUACAACAAAUACAAAAGGUUAAAUCCUUAAUUAUUAAUUAGUUUCUGACUAUAUAUAAUAGUGAAGUUAAAUGAAACUAAUGCAAUAUCUGCCACUUCCAUUUACAGAAGCGCCCCUGAAGCAAAUAUUUGUAUUUCAUGUAUGAUAACAAUGUCAAAUGUUAUUUCAUUAAAAUAUAUCUGUAUAUUAAAAAACGUCGAUAAUAUUAUACUCAAGUGAAAAACUGCUUUAAACCAUGAAACUGAAAACAUGACGUAUUACUUUUAACCCCACAUACAUCCACUCUGCUGUACAAUGUACUGUAUCAUAUCCUGCAUAUUUCCCUUACUGGCUCCCACUGUAAAUACUUUAAAUACUUUUUUUUUUUUACAUAUCCUUCUAAUUUUUGUCGACGGUGUUGGUGCACUGAUUUGCUGUUUCUUCUUCUACUCUUUAUCUCUCCACUUGCACUACUAGAGCUGUCCUUUAAUCUCGGUGUACACUGUAUAAUGACAAUAAAGGUGAUUCUGAUUUAAAACGA